AUGUCGCAUAUGCCGCAAGAAGCACCACACGCUACUCCACCAAACAGUCACAACCGCGGAACCCACCUCGCGAAGGGCGACAGAGUCUUCCCAGUCGACGGAGACAACACGGCAGCCGAUUUGACUAACACCGGAAGCUGCGACGGGAAUAAGCGGUAUUAUCAACCUGUCGCUUGUCGGACACUCAUUGACACUUGCGCCUCGACCAAUUUUAUGACCGAGACCCUCGCCAAAAGGCUAGACAUUCCGUUAGGAAGGUGUUCAGUUCCCAUCGGAGCACUCAAUACUAUGACCACAAUGUCAAAGCAUACAAUUACAGCGACAAUUCAAUCUAAAACCAACACGUACAACCGGACAUUGACCUUCCUAACGAUACCUACGAUUUCCGCCUUCAUUCCAGACCAACCUAUUGACCGCGCGCCCAUAAAUAUCCAAAACAUACAAUUAGCAGACCCAACAUUUCAUAUACCUGCACCUGUCGAUCUAUUAUUAGGCGCCGGAGUAGCAUUGUCCUUAUUAAGUGUCGGGCAAAUAAAUUUAUCACCUACCAACGGUCCAGACUUGUUCUUGCAAAAAACCAGACUAGGAUGGAUAAUCGGGGGGAGUCUGUCGGCGACAACGACAAUACAGGACGAUUUGGCGCGUUUCUGUGAGUUAGAAGAAGGACCCCAAAUUCAACGACUAUCAGACGCCGAACGGAUCUGCGAGGAGCAUUUCCAACGAAAUAUUCACAGGAAUCCCGAUGGCAGAUACGUAGUAGCACUCCCGUUCAACGACAAGCUGCCGCAACUUGGGGAGUCCAAAUCUAGGGCGUUAAAACGCCUGUUCGUUUUGGAACGCAGGCUGCAGCACGACCAAGGUUUAUCGCAACAAUAUCGGUCUGUACUGCAGGAGUACCAGGACCUAGGACACAUGUCAGAGAGACAAGAUACCGACGAAAUCAGCGACGGUAUUAUCUAUCCCAUCACGGGGUCACGAAGACUUCCAGUGACACCACGAAGUUACGGGUGGUGUUCGACGGCUCCGCAGCAACAACAACAGGCGUUUUGCUUAACGAGACGUUGCACGUUGGACCGAAGGUUCAAGACAAUUUAUUAUAUAUCCUCAUUAGGUUCCGAAGUCACCGUUACCUUUGGACUAUCCGCCGCUCCGUACUUGGCCAUUCGCUGCCUCUCGCAAUUGGCUCAAGACGAAGGACACCGAUUUCCAGAUGCCGCGCAGAGUCUGGUAAGGGACUUCUACGUAGACGACCUACUAACUGGAGCACCAACGGUAAAGGGAACCUUGGCCUUGCGAGACCAAAUGAUCCAGCUAUUAAGUUCAGCCGGGCUACAAAUACGACAAUGGGCUUCAAAUCACAAGCCACUCUUACAUGGAUUACCCGAACAGCACAUCAAUAAGAGACUUCACCUGGGGGAGUCCUCGACAAUAAAAACAUUAGGCGUUGUCUGGGAUUCCACCGAUGACACAAUUCGAUAUUCCGUGACCAAUGUUACACCCACGAAAUCCGUUACCAAACGGUCUAUCAGUUCUGUCAUCGCGCGAAUUUACGACCCUUUGGGUCUUCUCGGACCAGUUAUAAUUGUCGCGAAGAUUUUAUUGCAGAAGAUCUGGACAAUGAAGAUUGAUUGGGACGAGUCGCUGCCAAUGACCGUACACACUGAAUGGGUGCAGUUUUGUACGCAAUUACCUUUAUUAAAUAACGUCACGUUUCAUAGGAAUACACUCAUCAAUGAACCAACAUCCAUCGAAUUACACGGCUUCUGUGAUGCCAGCGAACGAGCAUAUGGGGCCUGCAUCUACCUUCGUUCAAGGAAUGCGGACAGGCACUAUCAGGUUGAACUCUUGUUGGCAAAAUCUAAGGUGGCUCCGCUAAAAACCCAAUGA
Messenger RNA from Osmia bicornis bicornis, 1887 nucleotides. RefSeq lists its product as uncharacterized. The record is from RefSeq and is a predicted model, not a curated record. NCBI's taxonomy places the organism in Eukaryota, Metazoa, Arthropoda, Insecta, Hymenoptera, Megachilidae.